CCGGCUGCAGACAAAGUCUCGCGAGGCUUCAUGCCCCCUCCCUCUCUCUUUCUCGGCCGCUCUCCCAGAGACAGGCCAUGUUUAGCAGCAGCGCCAAAAUCGUGAAGCCUAAUGGCGAAAAGCCAGACGAGUUCGAGUCUGGCAUUUCCCAGGCUCUUCUGGAGUUAGAAAUGAAUUCUGACCUGAAGGCUCAGUUACGAGAGCUGCACAUUACAGCUGCUAAAGAAAUUGAAGUUGGCAGUGGCAGAAAAGCAAUCAUUAUCUUUGUGCCAGUACCCCAACUGAAGUCUUUUCAGAAGAUCCAAGUACGGCUAGUGCGAGAGCUUGAAAAAAAGUUUAGUGGUAAACACGUUGUCUUCAUUGCACAGAGGAGAAUUUUGCCAAAGCCAACUAGGAAAAGUAGAAACAAGAACAAACAGAAGCGUCCCAGAAGGUAAAUAUCCUUUUUUUUUACUUUACAUUGAGCAGUUCAGCAGAAGUGAUAUUUGGUGCAU
Rhincodon typus (whale shark) is the source of this 494-nucleotide messenger RNA. RefSeq names its product ribosomal protein S7 (gene rps7). The coding region runs from base 78 to 437 and encodes 119 amino acids. Gene Ontology annotation, biological process: ribosomal small subunit biogenesis; rRNA processing; translation. The record is from RefSeq and is a predicted model, not a curated record. The transcript has 5 exons. Gene Ontology annotation, cellular component: ribosome; small-subunit processome; 90S preribosome. Gene Ontology annotation, molecular function: structural constituent of ribosome. Lineage: Eukaryota; Metazoa; Chordata; Chondrichthyes; Orectolobiformes; Rhincodontidae.